This is a messenger RNA of Saprolegnia parasitica CBS 223.65, 373 nucleotides long. RefSeq lists its product as hypothetical. The record is from RefSeq and is a predicted model, not a curated record. Lineage: Eukaryota; Oomycota; Saprolegniomycetes; Saprolegniales; Saprolegniaceae. The annotation marks the transcript as partial. The transcript is spliced from 2 exons.
GUGUGCUUUUUACUACGUCGUCCCGUACACAUCCACCUCGGAAGAGUCGCUCGUCGAGCACGUCCGCCGCCACACGGCCGACGCGCCGUACGUGCAGCCCGCGACUUGGUACAUUAGCCACGCGUGGGGCUACCUCUUCCUCGAGACGCUCGAGAGCCUCCAGUCGUUCUUCCGCGAGCGCUGCAUCGACGACCCGGUCGUGUGGUUUUGCGUCUUCCAAAACAACCAGCACCGGGGGAGCGAGCCCCCGUUUGCGUGGUGGCAGUCCACGUUCCAAGAGUCGCUCGCGGCCCUAAACAACGUCGUCAUGGUCAUGCACCCGUGGAAAAACCCGGUCACGCUCACGCGGUCAUGGGGCAUCUUUGAGAACUAA